AAACUUGCCCCUUAUAUCCUAUUUUUUUCCCCCAUAUCUCACUUUCAAUCUUUCCUGUAGAAAAGUUAUUCUGUUUCCUCUCCUUCCACCACCUGUUCUGUCUUCUGUCUACUCCACCAGAGUUGCAGCUAAGAACGUAUCUAGAUCUCUCUCUCUCUAAGGCCACUACACUGGGCUUCUCUUCGUACGUCAAGCAGUUCCAGUGGCCAUACACAACGCAGGCUCAUGGUUCUGCAGGAAACUGGGUGGCCUCUAGGCCUAAGACCACUCAAUGCAAGAAUUGGGUUGGUAAGAAAUCAGGAACUCAGUGGUUCAAAUUCAUUUAGCACUCUUCUUACUGGUUCUCCUAGCUUCACCGCCGAUUCUUCCUCAGAUCUCGAUACAGAGUCUACUGGAUCUUUCUUCCAUGACAAGAGCAUCACACUUGGGAGCCUCAUUAGAGUUUCUAGCAUCCUAGAGCUCUCAAGAAGAUCAACAAGGAGAAUAAGGACAGCAGAAACCUUAAGAGACAAGAACAACUGCAAGUCAAAACCUUGGUUCUUUUCACUGUGCUCAAAGCUAAGCAGUGAUGAUGUGAAUGAGAAUGACACUCCUUCUCUUGGUCACUUUCUUGAAGAAGAGAGAAGGGCAGCUAAUAUUCACAGAAGAGAGAGUCCAAUGUUAAAUGGACCUGAUGAUUUCUCCCCGGUUCUGCCCAAUCGUGAUCUUAAUUCCCUCUUUGUCGGUGGCCAAGUUGCUAGUUCUUCGUUAGGGGCAGAUGGGGGGAGAAGAUCCAGCACAGAGUUAUUAGAACAAGGCAGUGGCUAUGGAUUUACAUUAAUUUUUUCCUGUUUGUGUGGACAACUCAUUGAAUGAUGGCUUCCUCCUCUUGAACAUUAAGAAAAAGAAAAAAAAAAAAGGUUUCUGUUAAUCACACUGCAUUUCUGCACGAGGAACUUUCCCAAUGCAUAGAAAAAUUCAGCAUUUUUAUUUAUUAUUAUUAUUA
Messenger RNA from Manihot esculenta (cassava), 985 nucleotides. RefSeq lists its product as uncharacterized. The record is from RefSeq and is a predicted model, not a curated record. The transcript is spliced from 4 exons. Lineage: Eukaryota; Viridiplantae; Streptophyta; Magnoliopsida; Malpighiales; Euphorbiaceae. The coding region runs from base 226 to 855 and encodes 209 amino acids.